This is a messenger RNA of Chroicocephalus ridibundus (black-headed gull), 1659 nucleotides long. RefSeq names its product proline-rich protein 36-like. Lineage: Eukaryota; Metazoa; Chordata; Aves; Charadriiformes; Laridae. Gene Ontology annotation, biological process: negative regulation of DNA-templated transcription; negative regulation of circadian rhythm. The coding region runs from base 225 to 1277 and encodes 350 amino acids. The transcript is spliced from 3 exons. Gene Ontology annotation, cellular component: nucleus. The record is from RefSeq and is a predicted model, not a curated record.
ACAUAUGGGGACACCAGGGAUAUUUGGGGGAUAGGGCUACUGUGAGCGUGGGGGACAGAAGGUGUCCGGGGGGACGACAGGGGCGUCCCCAUCACGGCGGUGAUGAUGGGAAGGGACACAGGGGCUGCGGGGCUGGGGGAUGACCGGGUCGCUGAGUCCCCUUGCCCCCUCCAGUGCCACUCUUGGGGGGGGGUGUCCCUGAGCCAGGAGCAGGGGGACUGGGGAUGUCCACUGUGUCGCAACCCCCCGCUGCCCCUGUCACCUGGCCACCCUCACCCAGCGCUGGGCCACCAAGACUACCCCAGGGUCCCCCGCCUUGGUCACCGUAUGCCCCCAGGAUCUGUCCCCCCCCCCUCAAAUGUCCCCCUGCAGGAGGGGCUGCCCCGAUGCCAGACCAGCCAGAAGGGCCGGGGGUGGACACUGAGCCCCCCGGGGCCCCUCCAAAGAAGACAGGGGGUGGGCGGGUGGCACAGCCCCCCCCAGCCAGCGACUCCGAGAAGGACUCCGGCUUGUCAGAUGCCAGCUCGGAGGACCUGAGCGGGCGAGAGCAGACGGACACGGAGGAGCCACCCAGCACCGGCACCCAGCCGGCCCCACUGCGGCACCCGCUCACCACCCUGACACCCGGCCACCCCUUUGCCUGCCUGGCACCCAUCUACCUCGUCCACAGCCUCUUCCUCCAGCAGCCCCUGGCACUUCCCCCACUGCCCUGGCAGCCGGCUCAGCUCCUCCUGCUCCAGCCCCCGCCGCCCGCCGCGCCCCGCCACGAAGCCACCGUGCCCCGCCACGAAGCCACCGCUGCCUGCCACGAAGCCACCGCCUCGGUAGGGAGCCCGGGGAGCCGAAACAGGCAUCUGGGGGCGACGGCGGAGCUGCUACGGCAGCAGGGGCUGCUGGCUGCGGCUCUGCGCACCGGGACCCUUCUGCGACAGAACCGGCGCACCCAGCGGGAGAUCGUGGCUCUCCGCCGGCAAUCCCGGCUGCUGGCCCGCGUCGCCCGCGACCCCCGCGCCUGGCCUCGCCUCUGCCAUGCCCUGGGAGGGGGAGACCCCCUCGGGCCUCCCACUCCCUGCCGCGAGCCUCCCGCUUUUGGGGAGGGGGUGGGUGUAGGGGUGCGGGGGGAGAAAGGCGUCCCUAACGCGUCCCCUCCCUGUGUCCUGCCCCUGCGUCCCUGGGGUCCCCCUGGGACAGGAGCCUUGAACAGCACGGAACGCCGGGGCGGACGUCCCCCGGGCUUUGCCGAUACUGAGCUAAAAGAACAUCUGGUUCGUUCCUGACCGGAAUGACGCAGCUCAGUGUGAGACGCUUUGGAAGCAGGAUGGGUUGGACGUCUGCUGGGCUUAGUUGGAUAAAAGGAAGCCUUGAGACGACGUAUCCUUGAGGGGAGUAGAUGGGGAGAGAAUGGAGGAUAAGUGAGUUCGGGGAGAACGGGAGUUGCAAAUGGAGCCGAAAGGCGAACCGAGGGCGCCCGAAGGCCCAGCUCAACCAGCGGACGCGGUGAGGAAGACUAGCGCCGACCACCGGAGGACCCUGGAAGACCCCCAACGGACAUGGAUGCGCCUGUGUCAAGGACCUUUGCGUGUGGUACUGAGUUCUGGGUGAUAACGUGAAUACGUUAAUCGUUUCUGGGAAAUGUAAUGAAUACGUACGUUCUCCAUC